Dentiscutata heterogama is the source of this 711-nucleotide messenger RNA. The record is from the annotation of a GenBank genome assembly. Lineage: Eukaryota; Fungi; Glomeromycota; Glomeromycetes; Diversisporales; Gigasporaceae.
AUGGAUGACAAUUUUGUAAAAUUUGACUCAACAAAUGAACCUACUUAUGGUAUUAAAGAAAAUAAAUGGAUAUUUAAAACUAUUUCGCGACAAAAACAAGAACAAUAUUCAGAUAAAGCUAUAGGUGUUGUACGCUUAACUCAAGAUGGUACUAGACUAUAUGACUCUCUUUCGCAAACAAAACAAUCUGAAUUUUUAAACAACUUUCAACAAGAACUUAUCAUUAGUAUUCCCAUGAAUUCCGAAAGAUUACAACUAACAAAUCGAAUAGUACCAUCACAAUAUUUAUUGCAAAUUGAAAUUUUACCAACUAAAGAUCUUUAUCAAGAUUCAGUUUCUCAAAUUGUUAAUACUAUUACGGAACUAAUUAAAGAUAAAGAUACGAUAAUAUAUAUGAAUAAUUAUACAAAGUAUUUAGAUUCUUCAUAUGGAUUUAUAAUAAAUCGGACAAAACUUCAUGAUUUUUCAAAUGGUUUUUAUUUUCGUUGGGCUACAUUAUUUAUUGUCAUAAAUGGAAAAGAUGUUCCAUGGCUUAACUUGCGAAAUAAGAAAAAAUUUUUAUUUAUUAAAUGGCUUAAAAAAUAUAAAACUAUUGCUUCAGUUUUUACUAUAUGUUCAAGUGUGGAUAUCACAUUAUUUGAAUUUUUAACCUCAAGAUUUGCUGGCUUUGAAAUAUUUGAUGCACCAUUUUCUGAUUUUCUAUAUGUUUGA